Talaromyces marneffei is the source of this 1035-nucleotide messenger RNA. RefSeq lists its product as uncharacterized. NCBI's taxonomy places the organism in Eukaryota, Fungi, Ascomycota, Eurotiomycetes, Eurotiales, Trichocomaceae. The coding region runs from base 1 to 1035 and encodes 344 amino acids. The transcript has a single exon. The record is from RefSeq and is a predicted model, not a curated record.
AUGGCGAAAGCCACCAAACGAACAGGAAAGGGCAGGCAGCCCUCGUCCAAAUCCGCAGUUAAGCCGCCAACACCGUUUGUCAAGGCACCUCCAGUCUUGGAACCAUUUCUGGAGACACUCUCGCCAAAUGAAAUAUAUCUCAUACACAUCGACAGAGAAAGCCCAGACUUUAAGAAACAGCUGUUCAUUCUCCCGAUUCUUCUCAAUACUGCCAUUAUACUAUUUUUGGUGUAUCGCAUCUACAACGCGUUCUACGUUUACCCAGAGAUUUUCGCCUCGGCGCUAGGACUAUCGACAAAAUCGACGGUGGACUUGACCUCACAGCCCAUCAAAACGGCAGCUGGCACGAUCCUGAGACGCACACUCACUUUCUCUAUUGAUUAUUUCUUCCUCACCAUCUUUCUCGCUUGGCCCAUUCGAUUCAUCCAGGGCCCGAUCUACUGGCGUCGAAAGGUUGGCUUCCGUCAGCGGGAAGUGGUUGUACGACUAAGUCGGAGUACUUGGUCGGCGGAUCUUGAACGCAAUCGUUGGGUAUACGAUGACGAGAAGGUCGUUCGCGAGAGAGUUGUCCCUGCUGUAGCUCCCCAGAGAAUCAAGAAGAGCGGCUACCUUCUCAUCGACGCCGAUUGGGAUCUAGACUACAACGCCAUGGUGCGGGCGCAUGAGCUGAUUAACCAGAUAAGUAAAGGGUCGGGGGUACAACUUGACGAAUUCCGCGCCGCCAUUCUUGUGAACACGGAUGAUGAAGGGUGGCUCAUCUGGCGGGUUGCCGAUGAAGACACCAAGGAACGGGAACAACAACGCGAUCAACUACUUGCAUUUCAGCAGAAGCUUGCGGCAAUGGGCAAGGAAGAUCUUUUCUUCCGCUGGGUUGAGCUGGUUCAGUACGAGAGUUCUCAACCGGGAGGCUUUACCCCUGAGCGGCAGCGCAACGCUAUGCUGCAAGCCCAGGAGAUGUUUGAAUCUGAGGGAGUCGACUUUUCUCAGUUUUGGCGGGAAGUCGGCGGUAUGCAAGGAGGCAUCAACUUGUCAUGA